Molecule: messenger RNA, 576 nt
Organism: Nannochloropsis gaditana CCMP526
Product: 4-hydroxybenzoyl- thioesterase family active site protein
Exons: 3
Coding region: 1-576 (191 amino acids)
Source: RefSeq, a predicted model, not a curated record
AUGACAAUGUCGACUGCAGCCUUUCUCUGUCUGAUUGCCCUUCAUUUUGUGUUCUUAAUCGACGCCUUAGUCCCCUUCCGAAGCCUCUUAAGCGUGCGAAAAUUGCCGAGCAGCACCCGAUAUGGAGCUCCUGUCUGUACCACGAGCUCAGGAACAAAAAUCGACGGGGAUGUGGAAGGGAAAACAAGCCUCGCUUUGGGGGUUUUCAUACAGCAUACCGACAGAUAUGGCAUGGUGUACCAUUCCAACUAUUUACUCUUCCUGAGCCGGGCGCUCUAUUCAUGGUUGGGGCGGCAUGUGAUCGUGCAGCUCGACAAUUUCAGGUUCAAGGCUUCGGCCAGACUGGGUCAUGACGUCAUGGUCGACGUGACACGCACGUCUGACAAACCCAGUUUAUUUUCGGCGAGCAUAAAGGAGAGCGAGGCACCGCACACCACUUUUAUAACAGCCAAUAUUGUCGCAUACCCCGUGGACGAAGGAAGGAAGGAGGGAGGGAGGGAGGGAGGGAGGGAGGACAGGGCACAUCAGUGGUUCGUGCCGGCGAUAUCAGACGACGCAGGAUUGCGUGAGGUAUGA